AUGAAGCUCAUCCACCUAUUUGGACUACUCGUGAGCGCGUCGGUUUUCGUCGGGGCGGAUAUCGCUUGGGCCUCUGACGCGUCACCCGAGAAACUGAACUUCGAGUCCACCGAGGACCCGAAAAGUCAUGGUCGUGGUCGGUUGCGUGGACCAGCAGAAGAGCGCAUGGCUUCCCUGGAGCCACUCGCUGAGGGGACCGCGCGCAUCGUGGGGAAAGUAUUGCCAAAGAUCGAGAGCAUUGGCGCCAAGACAGUACCGAAGAAGGCGGGCCAUAUCACUGUACGUGCACGGUCGGGUGAGCAUGUUCUGGACCUGAAAACGGUGGCUGCGCGUUUGGAUUGGCUCAUAUUACGUAAUACAGCAGUUGAGCGCUUGGCCCUGAACAUUCUAAAUGAAACCAAGGAAAAGCUUCAACGACUUUCUUUGGAUGCCAGAGUACGCGAGGCGAAAGCAGGCGAGCGGGACAUUGAAUCACAAAUGGAGCUUUUGACUAUACGUCUACUGGCAAAAUUAUCGGAGCCAAGGACGUAA
Messenger RNA from Hyaloperonospora brassicae, 531 nucleotides. NCBI's taxonomy places the organism in Eukaryota, Oomycota, Peronosporomycetes, Peronosporales, Peronosporaceae. The record is from the annotation of a GenBank genome assembly.